Molecule: messenger RNA, 4841 nt
Organism: Saccostrea echinata
Lineage: Eukaryota; Metazoa; Mollusca; Bivalvia; Ostreida; Ostreidae
Product: CREB-regulated transcription coactivator 1-like
Exons: 13
Coding region: 41-2026 (661 amino acids)
Biological process (GO): protein homotetramerization; positive regulation of transcription by RNA polymerase II
Cellular component (GO): cytoplasm; nucleus
Molecular function (GO): cAMP response element binding protein binding
Source: RefSeq, a predicted model, not a curated record
CCUGCGAUGUCAAAAUCAUAACAAGCCUGUCGUUUCUGCCAUGAUGUCGAAUCCGCGUAAAUUUAGCGAGAAAAUAGCACUUCAUAAUCAGAAACAGGCCGAAGAAACAGCAGCAUUUGAAGCCAUUCUGAGAGAUGUAUCGUUUGCAACCAAGUGUACUUCACAGAAGAGCUACCCUCCACAGCAGCACCUACAGUUGCAUCAAAAUAUUGGGACACAGUAUCGCGCCGGAUCGCUGCCCAAUGUCAAUCAGAUGGCCACAAAUUCUCCCAUUGAUCUUCCAACUGCUCUGAGGGAUUUUGAGAGCAUUCGAGCUAGCGGGCCAAUACAUAACAGAGUGGACGGGCGAAUACACAAUGUUCGUGACAGGGGCAGACAACUCGGGCCACACAGAAGAGCUUUUCCCAUGGAUAAACAAAGGAAUGACUGCUCCCCAUAUGGUGCAGCGUACCUUUCACCUCCUCCUGAUACAAUAUGGAAGAGGACUCAAAUGAUUCGAAACCACGAUUUACCACGAACAAAUUCGGACUCUGCUAUUCACACCAGUACAAUGGGACCUGCGGUCAGUUCUGACCUGGACAACAUGCCCAGUCCUACAACCCCCCCUCCUCAUCGCAGAAUUGUGGAAAUGGUGGGAGAGAAUAUGGGGAAUGACAACAUGAGGAAAGGAUACUGGGACCCCAAACAGAUGCCUGGUUCCCGACCCAAAUCCUGCGAAGUUCCAAACAUCAAUAUUUACCCCUCUGCUGAACAAGAGAACAACACAGGAGGAGUUACAGUUCCAAUAACAAAUAAUACUGGCUCAUUGCCUGACCUUACAGUCCUGCACUUCCCUCCUCCUCUCACCACCCCUCUAGAUGCUGAACCAGACCAAAACUAUGGUGCCCAACCCACCAACCUCUCUCCUACUAGUGCCCAUCAUGUUGGAAUGGUGCCACAGCAGUCAGCUAGUCCACAGGCCCAGAGCCCUGCCCAAAGGCGGCGGCCACACCAGGGUGGUCCCAGUCCACUUGUUCUGAGCAGCUCCCCCUCACAACAGAUGAGGAUGCCCCAUUCACCACCAGUUAGUGUUCCUAAUAUCGACCCUAGUAAAUUGCCCAUGGAUCCGCGGAUAAAGCAACAGUUUUUGUUACACUUACAUCAGCAGCAGCAGAGACAUAGGGCACCCAAUCAUUCAUAUCAGUCGCAGCCCCACUCCAACCCCCACCCCGGGGGAGUGGGGGCACCCCACCCAUCUUCACAGCAGCCUCCAAAUAACUCGGUCUUACAGAAUCCUCAACAAAGGUUACCACAAGUCUGUAUAACCUCCGCCGAACAAAAUGAUUCUCAGCCUUCAUUAUCACAUUAUAGAAACAGUGUAUCAGAAAACUGUCAGUCACCCACAUCACCACACUCCCAACCAUCGUACUCCCCCUCCCAGUCUCCUGGACUUCCCCCCUCCACAUGGAAUAAUUUUGACAACUACCAUCUACAGCAACAACAGCAGGCUCUUCAACACCAAUUUGAACAGUUCAAAAUGUCACCAGACAACCAUUAUUCAAGUGCUGACAAUUUAAAUCUCUCUAAUGGAGUCAGUAGUGGGAGCUAUACCACUUCUCAGCCCUCCGUUAACAUGUCUCAGGCAAUGAUGCAUGGCCUGACAGGGAGUCAGGAGUUUCACCAGCAGCCUCAUCCCUAUUACAUACAGCAGGCUGAUGUCGGGGGUGGAGGUCCUUCUCGAGGUAUGAACCAAGGUCAGCUUCAGCAGUCCCCUCACCACCUUUCUCACCACAGCAAGAUUCCUGAUAUUGUAUUUAAUGGAGCUGAUGAUACAAAUUCAUAUCAACAAGACUUUGCUAAAGAAUUGGGUAAUGCUAUUACAGGGAUGUCAGAGAAUUUUGCAGAUGAUUUGUUUGCGUCGGAUGAAGAAGUUCUUAAAGUGGGAUUAGGCCCCUUGGAUUUCGAUGGACUUCAGAUGUUAACGGACCCUAAUUUGAUUACGGACCCUGCUACUGAGGACAGCUUUAAAUUAGAACAUAGGUCCUAGAUCUGUGCUCUACAUGUGAACUUAGUAUCUCAAAUAAUUUAUUAUAAAAUGGCCUCCAAGCAUUUUAUAGUUGUGUAGAAUUUUAAUAGUUUUCAUUUGAUGAUAUCAGUUCAUUAGUUGCAAACAGAUAUGCUUUUCUGUAGCCUCACUGUGAAGAUGCCUCGUAUGUAACUAGCAGUCACCAUCUUAUUUCUGUAUCAGGAUUCAUACUUAUUUAAGAGGUCAGUGCUUUCCAAGAUGAUGUGUGCUAUUAUCCUAGCAAUUUGGAUAUGGUGCAGCAGUGAUGUUGAAGUACAUCUAUUAUUUAAUGAGCACAAGUGCUAUGUGCUAAAAAUUGAAGAAAAAAAUCUGAAGUAUUAUUUAUUGUCAACAAAACUGCCACCAACCAAUUCUUCAAGACAUUCCAAAUUAUUCUGCAACAGAUUCUUGUUAUUUUCUGUUAUGUGUGUUGCCUUAUGUACAAUAUCUAAAGGAGAUCAUCUAGAAAUUCACAUCACAGGAUUGACGGACAAUCAAAUUCUCAAUUCAAGGAUUUAUUUAUUCUGUAGUGUAGUCUCUAAGUGCUUUAUUUUUACUUCUUUGUUGCCUGAGCCAUAUUUGUAAAUUAUUAAGAUAAGGUUUCACCAGAAUCCCUAUCCCCUCCCCAGUAUAUGUGUAUCAUUCUUCUACAGAGCCUGCUAAAUCUGUUUUUCUGCACUAGUUUUAAAAGUAAAUGUAAGAAGUUACGACGAUUGCUUGUAUUUUAAUUUUUGUAUGGAAACACAAUGUAUGCCAAUUUUUGCAUAGAAAUAAAGUAAAAAAAAAAUUUCUGUAAUAGGAAUACAUAGUCUUAAGAAAUACAACUGCAUUAAACAGUUAAUGUGGGUUGUUGCACAACCAAAUGUAAAUAAUCUUACAAUUAAGUUUUGGUUUGUGACUAUUUCAUCAGCUUUUUGUACUUUUCACAAGGCCCAGCCCAUCCAACUUUCAUAUGAAACUUACGAUACACAGUUAACCUCAUAUAUAUUACAUGUACUAUCAAGACAUGAACAUAAAGAGGCCUAUAGAAUCUCAGAUGACUAAAUCAAGUCUCUGUAUUUAGUCUUAUAAGAGCUGCUUGCACAUCCACAUUUACUUACAUACUUAGAUUUGAAAAAUUAGGAUAUUGAACUAUAAGUAGAAUGUUAAACAUAUUUAUUUGAUAUUCAAAUGAGAGACUGGAUAACUUUUGAUAUUUGUAUAGAAUUUUUUGUUUCAAAGAAAAUCAUCUCUUCAGUAGUUUUUAAAAUCCCAUUUGUACAUUAUUGUAAGAGUAAAUAUUACACACUUUUAUUACAUGUACUUGGUAUUUGCUGAAAUUAGGCAGGCAAAUCGAGGGUAAACUUAAUUUCCCAGAGCAUAUAAAUGAUAUAGUGUAAAACAACCAAAAGCUAGUCGUACAUGGGUGUGUAGGCUUAUUUCCAGUGUUAUACCAGUGAUGAUGCAGGACAGAUAGUCUUAGUUAAAAGAAUUUUAAUAACAAGAAUUACUGGUUUUGUUGUUGAACAAUAAUCUCAUUUUUUCAUAAAUGUGUAAUUAUAAUAUAUUAAAAUGAAAUCAUAAUAUAUAAUUAAUAUUUGCAUGUCCAUACUAUAGUAAUUCAUAUGCAGUAUACUAGCUGUCACAUACGAGGCUUCAUUUUCAAACUGAGACGCUGAAACUUUCUGAAGUUGGGGUUGUAUAAUAAAUUGUCCAGCCACAUGCAGAAUCUGCAGUAACUUUCUUUGGCAGCUACAUGUCUAUGUAUUGCUUUGAGAAAAGAUGAGGCCUUGGCUGUCAAAUUUGUCAAUGAAUGGAAAAAAAAUCAUUUAAAUCUGUAUUAAGGACAAGUCAAAUUCAAAGUCAGGUGUACCAAAAUAACAACAUUGAAAGAAAGUGGAUGCAAAGGCUUCAAACUUCAUUAAAUGAUGUUGACAAACAAGCUUUCUUCCUUCUCAAUGAUUGGCAUCAACACAAAAAGACUGUAGGACCUAUGUGAUUUAUAGAGCUAGGAAGGAAGUCUAAAAACUAAAAUUGCUCAGUAUUAGUUUGGGCAUUGUUGAAUUUGAUAUUACAAUUUUACUGUAAUUUACAAAAUGGCAUCCAAGAUGAUAAGGUUCACAGAAAGAAUUGAAUGAAGAAGCUGUUCGCUUUUCAUAUAAAACUUAAAUUGAUCAAAAUUAAUUUUUCUUGUUUAAUGAAGAAUAUUCUUUAAUUUUAUCGAUUUUUAGUGUAGAUUUUUAUUCCUUUAAUUAAUGGUAUAAAACAUGAUUUGUGUAUAUUAGUGCAAUCUGUCUUUUGUACUUUAUAAACAUACUAUUCUAUGUAUGACAAGCUUAAAUCCAUGACGGUAUUUUCUAAUGUGAACACAGCCAUCUAUGUAUGUAGACAUUUGCCUCAACAUUUGAACUGAUAGGACCUCUCUUUACACUUUGUAUAUCACUUGACAGAGACCUGUAGUGCACUGUUUUGUUGUUGCCUUGUAUGAUUCUGUUUGAUAUGUGAUGUUUGUGAUAGAUGUCUGUGAUCUUACUCAGAAACUACUUAACAUUGUUAGUAAAAUGUAUCAAAAACUUCAUGUGCACAAACCACGUAGAAUCAAAAAAAAAAGAUUGUGAAAAUUGUCAAGGGUGUCUGAAAAUCCUAUAACUUAAUGUUUAAUUAAAGCCUUUACUUACAGCAUGAUACCCAGGACCUCUUGGAAAAUAAAUGUUGAAAAUUACAGGAGUAAACAGAGGGUUGAUGAACCGUAGAUGAGUUAACAAUGGAGUUGUAACUGUAAAAAAGACAUAAAGUAAGCUUAUAUUUAAAAACGGGG